GGCAACAUUCCUAGUCAGUACUUGGGGAGACGCCGGAGGGAGAGGAGGUGCGUGUUAUGGUGUGUGGCUGGUGUGAGUGUUGACCCUAAGUAGCCAAGAUGGCCAGCUCGAACAAGGAUGAUUCGCUCUCUAUGGAGCAAAGGGGUAACCAGAUCGUCCAUGUGCGUGCUGACAGUGACAGCGAGCUUCAGGCACUUUUCGAGGUAGUGCUGAAGCCCUCUAGCCAAGUGCCCUUGCAGAAGCCCUUCAAGAUGCGCAACCUGCCCGCGUCUUUCUUCAUCACCCACUCGAGGGAAGGCUCGGCGGACUCUACCUACGGCGGGGGCGGCGUGGGCGGCCUGAGAGUGUCGGGUGCCAUGUCACCCAACACGGCCCCGCAGCACUUCCGGCACCACUCUUCGCCAGCAUCCUUGCAACAGACCUUCGCUGUGCAACAGCAGCAGCAGGUUGGCCACCUGAACCUCAACGAUGAUAUGGGGAGUCUUCCUCCUGGCUGGGAGCAAGCGAGGACUCCCGAGGGGCAAAUAUAUUACCUCAAGUGAGUACACUGCAGAUUGUCUU
Penaeus monodon (black tiger shrimp) is the source of this 561-nucleotide messenger RNA. Its product is annotated as transcriptional coactivator yorkie-like. The record is from RefSeq and is a predicted model, not a curated record. Gene Ontology annotation, cellular component: cytoplasm; nucleus. Gene Ontology annotation, biological process: hippo signaling; positive regulation of transcription by RNA polymerase II. NCBI's taxonomy places the organism in Eukaryota, Metazoa, Arthropoda, Malacostraca, Decapoda, Penaeidae. Gene Ontology annotation, molecular function: transcription coactivator activity; protein binding.